Molecule: messenger RNA, 1566 nt
Organism: Tetranychus urticae (two-spotted spider mite)
Lineage: Eukaryota; Metazoa; Arthropoda; Arachnida; Trombidiformes; Tetranychidae
Source: RefSeq, a predicted model, not a curated record
CUUCAGCAUUUAAUUUAAUCUGAGUUGAGCUUUUUUUCUGUAAAACAUUUUGCAAAGAAACUGAAUUUACUUUUGAAAUUCCGACCGUUUCUUAGAGUUUUUGUGGCUCAUAUAAUUUGGACAAUUAAAUUUGUGUGUUCGUUCAGAUUGUCUGGUUGAAAUGAGACCUUUCAUGAAAAGUAUAAAAUGCGCUCACUUCAAGAGAUAAAUCAUCAGUCAACAGUUGAUCAACAAUCAACUAACAACAACAUUUCAAAAGGAUUUAACCAGUUAAUUUCAAUUCAGUGUGUAUAAGCUCAUACUCAACAAUGAGCAAAUUUAGUUUCUAUUGUGCUUUAAUAGUACUAAUUGUAGUACCUGCUUACGCUAAUCCAUUUACUUCAUUAGUAAAUGCAAUCGUACCAAGCAAGACUUCCUUAGAGAAGUCAGCUGAGAAAACAGGAGAAGAAUCAAUCUCAAAGAUUGCUAUUAUCCAGCCUCUUGAUGGUUGGGGACAUCAUGGCCAUGGACACCACGACCACCAUGGAUGGGGUCAUCAUGAUGACCAUCAUGGGUGUAAAGUUAAAGAGGUAACUCAUCACCAUCACCAUCACCACAAACAUGCUCCAGUUGAAGCUCAUCAUCACCACAAACAUGGACACAAACACGGUCAUGACCACAAACAUGGUCAUGGACAUAAACAUGGACACAAACACGACCAUAAACACGAUCAUGGACACAAACAUGGACAUGGACACAAACACGAUCAGGUUCACAAACAUGAUCAUGGUCAUAAACAUGGACAUGACCACAAACAUGGACACAAACAUGAUCACUGGGAAAAACAUGACCACAAACAUGGACACAAACACGACCACGACCACAAACAUGGACACAAACAUGAUCACUGGCACAAGCACGGCCACAAGCACGGCCAUGACCAUAAACACGGACACAAACAUGACCAUAGCCAUAAACACGGACAUGACCACAAACAUGGUCACAAGAAUGAUCACUGGCAUCAUCAUGGACACAAACACGAACACGGCUGGAAUGAUCAUGGUCAUGGUCAUCAUGGAUGGCAUGAUGGAGGUCACCAUGGAUGGAAUGAUCAUGGACACCACGGUCAUCACGGUCAUGAUCACCACGGUCACCACGGACAUCAUGGAUGGCAUCACGAUAUUCACAAGAAGACUGGCUCAAUUGAUGUUACAAACACCGUUGCUGCUGCUUCACCUGAAUAUAGCGUUGUUGACUCAAAAGGAUUCACCUCAUCACUUGACAAGGCUGAUGAUAAGACAAUGAAAAUGAUUGCUGAAUUUGACAAAGAAUUUUAUUCCAAAUCAAAAUAGAUCAAUUAUUGUAAUAAAUUAACUGUGAUAUUGACAAUAUGAACCCGAAAAAACAAAAAAGCAACUCAAAAGCAUUCCGAUGCAUAGCAAAAAAAAACAAUAAUCUGUUAUUUAUAUUGUAAAAACUAAGCACUUAUUAUAAAAAAUAUAUGUAAAAUUAUCUAAAUCAUGUUUAAUCAUGAGUAAACUUAAAUCUGAUCAUCACUGUACAGCUAUCAUCAAUAAACAUACAAAA